CCGGAGGUUCUGUCGCGUUGCUUUUGUCAGAUCUUUUCUUUGGUCACACAAAACGCGCACUUUUCUUUUUCACGCUCAAAACAAAACAGUUUCCACGCGGGAUUCUGCGCGUGGCUUCGCGCCGCGUCGCGCCGCGUCCACGAAGCGAACUCCAAUAAAAAACAUUUCUUAUUGUGACCAAACUCCGCUGACCGUGCGUGAGAUUUACGCCACAGAACUGUGAGCGUCUCUGUUGUUUUUGGGAACUUUUGACUCAUGAUUUUGUCACUUGUCGUGUGAAGAAUUUUCCUCGAUGCCCGAAUUGGUGAAAAUGUUUUUGAGAACGAAAAUGACGCGAGUUUAUUGACAAGAGACGCGUGUUUUUUGCACUGGGGCGAGUCCGUGUUUUGUGGCUGGAGGUUUUGGCGCAGACGUGAAGCAUGAUGGGAAACUGAGUCUCGAUGGACCAAGAAAUCUCCCUCCUCUCACUGAGGAAGUUGGCGGCGGAGCCUCAGUACUCGGACGUGACGCUGCCGCCGGUGGAGCGGGUUCGCGCUCUGGGCAGGAUGGGGCGGGGCGUCCAGGUGGAGGCGGAGCUUUCUCCUCACCUGUACCUGCGCUGGGGGCGGGACAUGGAGCGCAUGGCCUCGGUCUACCACCAGGAGGAGCAGCUGGAGAACGCCUACGUGCUCUACAACAAGUUCAUCACUUUGUUCGUGGAGAAACUUCCUCUGCACCGAGAUUAUCACGAGUGCAGCUCCAGCCCCGAGAAGGUCUACAUCAUGAAGAAACUUCAGGAGGUGGCGUUUCCUCGACGAGACGAACUCAAGAAAAAACUGGAGGAAAAAUACAACAAAGAAUAUUCAGACUACCUCAACAAGAGCCAAUCAGCAGCGGAGGGGCAUGACGAGCAGCAGCAGCGAGCCUCCCCAUUGGCCGCUGACCCCGGCUCGCUCCUAUUGGCCGAGGGCUCGAUGGGGCGGGGCCAGUGGCUGGAGCAGGAGCGGCGGCGCGUCGAUGACAUCAGGAGGCGCCAGAUCGAAUCGGAGCAGUUCAUUCGUUUCGAAGAACAAUUGAGGAGGCAGGAGCGGGCCAAUCAGAGAGAGGAAGGGGCGGGGCCACAGGAGCCGGCCAAUCACAGGGAAGAACAACAGGUGGCGCUCAGAGACUCAGAUGUGACGGACGGCUCCUGUCUGUCCCAGCAGCCAAUCAGAGCCAGCGAACAGCCAGAGGGGGCGGGGCUUAACAGGACCAGAGCAGCUCCUGUCCAAUCAGCUGCUGUCCUCGCUGCGGUUCACUCUCUGGACGGGUUGAGGCGGGUGGUGCUUCCCAGAGAUUUGUCAUUGAGGUUUCUGCGUUUGGCUGAGUCCAACACGAACCGCGGUCUGGAGACGUGCGGCGUGCUCUGCGGACGCCUGUGUCGUGAGGAGCUUCUCGUUUCUCAUGUCGUCGUCCCAAAACAAACGUCAGGUCCAGAUUUCUGUGACAUGGAGAACGUGGAGGAACUGUUCUGCUUCCAGGACCAACAGAACCUCCUGACGCUGGGCUGGAUCCAUACUCAUCCCACUCAGACGGCGUUCCUCUCGUCUGUAGAUCUUCACACUCACUGCUCGUUUCAGCUCAUGCUCCCGGAGGCCAUCGCCGUGGUGUGUGCGCCCCGACACCAAGAUUGUGGCGUCUUCAGACUCACUGGUCCUGGGAUCUCUGAAGUUUCUCGAUGUCGACUCAAAGGGUUCCACCCCCACUCCAGAGACCCGCCCCUUUUCUCAGUGUGUAAACACGUGCUGUUGAGGGAUUGUGCAGUGACGCUGUUGGACCUCAGGUGACACACAGGGGGCGCUCUUUGCUCCACUGAGCCGCCUCCUCCUCCUCCUCUUCACCCGGAUCUCACCUGGACCAGACCUGGACUCAGACUUAAUUUAUUUAAUCCUGUUUUAGUCCUGUUUUAGUCUUGUUUUAGUCCUGGUUUAGUCCUGGUCUGGGCGUCCUGCCCGUGGGGAACAGCAGGUGGCGCUGUGUGUUACUUGAGCUUUGUCUUUGUUUAAAUUUGAAUUUGUGAUUUUGUGAAAUUGACACGUGUCAUUUUUAAUAAACGUUUUUGUGAUUUCA
Molecule: messenger RNA, 2088 nt
Organism: Boleophthalmus pectinirostris (great blue-spotted mudskipper)
Lineage: Eukaryota; Metazoa; Chordata; Actinopteri; Gobiiformes; Gobiidae
Gene: stambpl1
Product: STAM binding protein-like 1
Exons: 12
Coding region: 441-1805 (454 amino acids)
Biological process (GO): protein K63-linked deubiquitination
Cellular component (GO): endosome; membrane
Molecular function (GO): metal-dependent deubiquitinase activity; protein binding; K63-linked deubiquitinase activity
Source: RefSeq, a predicted model, not a curated record